CGAGUCCCGCCCGCGCCCUUGUCGCCCAAUUCCUUCGUCAAUACGAUCACCCGAUCGUCUAUUAACGCUGCGGAAUGGACCGUGGAUUGACCGCCAGCGAAGAGGACUUGGUGGAAUACGUCUUCCAUGACAUCAAGGCCCGGCGAGCCGGCAUCCUCAAGGCCCUCACCGCCGAUUUUGAGGAUUUCCACCAACAAUGCGAUCCUGCAAAGGAAAAUCUGUGUCUUUAUGGAUUUCCUGACGAGCACUGGGAGGUUAAUUUACCUGCAGAUGAAGUUCCUCCAGAGAUUCCAGAGCCUGUAUUGGGUAUUAACUUUGCAAGAGAUGGAACGAACAAGAAGGACUGGUUAUCUUUGGUUGCUAUACACAGUGACGCAUGGUUAAAUGCCUUAGCAUCUUAUUUCGGUGGGAGGUUUCAGUUUGAUAGAACACAAAGGAAACACCUCUCAGUUAUGAUAGCUGAUCUUCCUACCUUAUGUGAAGUAGUAAGUGAAAUGAAUCUACAGAGGGUCUCUGGUUCUAAACACAGCAGUAAUAAAUCGAAGUCAAAUUCCAAAUUGAGGGCAUCAUCAGAGCAUCAGGCCAAGAAAUCAAAAUCAAAGCAUAUCAAGGAAGAGGUUGAAGACCUAAAUGGCAACGACAACAAUGACGACGAGGACAAACAUCUUUGUGCCUCAUGUGGAGGGAACGACUCUGUAGGAGAUUACUUCUGGAUCUGCUGUGAUGCUUGUGAGAAGUGGUACCAUGGGAAGUGUGUGCGGGUCACCCCCGCAAAGGCUAAGCACAUCAAGGACUACUGUUGUCCGAGGUGCAGCCACAGCAAGAGGAGGCGCAUCUCAAAAGGCCACAUCUGCCAAAAGCCUCUUUGAGGUAUUUGUCUCUCUUGGUUGGCAUCAUGGUAACCAUGCCAGAGUUCGUUUACGACUUACUGCAGGCACCAGGCGUUUCCCUUUUGCACGGGUUCACUCUGGAAACUUGUAGCACAGUUGGUUCUUAGUUUUAGUGAAGGUGACUCUUAAUUAUAGGGCAAAUUUUUCUUUGAUCGUGUACAGGUGUUCUAAUUCAUUAUGUCCAACAUGAUUAUAUAGUUAUUUGGAAUCCUUUCCUCUUGAGAUUUGAAAUCUGUAUGUUUGACAUAUCUGAGAUAUGGAAGGAAACAAGUAUAUUGAAUCUAAAGGGAAUAAUAUGGUGAGUUAGAUUCGUGAA
This is a messenger RNA of Musa acuminata AAA Group (dessert banana), 1206 nucleotides long. Its product is annotated as PHD finger protein ALFIN-LIKE 3-like. Gene Ontology annotation, molecular function: transcription cis-regulatory region binding; transcription coregulator activity; histone binding. The transcript has 5 exons. Gene Ontology annotation, biological process: regulation of DNA-templated transcription. The record is from RefSeq and is a predicted model, not a curated record. Lineage: Eukaryota; Viridiplantae; Streptophyta; Magnoliopsida; Zingiberales; Musaceae. Bases 75 to 869 code for a protein of 264 amino acids. Gene Ontology annotation, cellular component: nucleus.